AUGACACAUUCUUCGACAAUCAAGUGCGUGAUGAACUGGAUUUUGAGUUCUUGGGAAACCGUACUGGGGAACCUUUACUCAGUCCAAACCAAUGUGUAUGCUCAUGGAAAAAGAGAUAGAGAACAAGGGGUCCAUUUAUGGUUCGACCCUCCUGUAGACUAUCACACUUACUCCAUCUUAUGGAACCAUAACCGUGUUGUGUAUUCUAUGGAUGAAGUACCCAUAAGGGUAUUCAAGAACAAAGAAGCCACAGGGCUCUCAUUCCCCAAGUUCUAUCCAAUGGGAGUCUACUCUACAUUAUGGGAAGCAGAUGAUUGGGCUACAAGGGGUGGGCUCGAAAAAAUUGAUUGGAUCAAAGCACCAUUUUACGCAUAA
Molecule: messenger RNA, 375 nt
Organism: Lactuca virosa
Lineage: Eukaryota; Viridiplantae; Streptophyta; Magnoliopsida; Asterales; Asteraceae
Source: the annotation of a GenBank genome assembly